AUGGCCGAAAAAAUGAGUCACGUCGAUCCCGCCGCUGAGACACCUCCUCCACGGGGCUGGUGGGAGUAUGGAUACCUGGCAAAGCUGAAUGUCGGUAUCAUCUGCCUGACGUUCUUGUCUCCCUUCUCAACGGCCUCCAAGCUUUGCCCGGUUGGAUCGAAUUUAUGGAAUCCAAGCAGCGUGUGGCUCGGCUUCACCAACGCCCUCUACUGGAACGGCGCCGCUACAAGCACCCUCGCCGCAGCAACGGUCGCGAAUCGCUACGGACAAAAAGCGGGUAUCUAG
Molecule: messenger RNA, 285 nt
Organism: Aspergillus mulundensis
Lineage: Eukaryota; Fungi; Ascomycota; Eurotiomycetes; Eurotiales; Aspergillaceae
Exons: 2
Coding region: 1-285 (94 amino acids)
Source: RefSeq, a predicted model, not a curated record